GUAGGCAAAGGGGGAGGAGAAACGGUCAGCCUCUGAGGAUAAAAGUCCCCGUGAACCUUUCCUGGACGUCCUGUUGCUUCAGCUUCGACCAUUGCCACCAAAAGCUCCAGAGGAACCCAGAUAAGGCGAAGAUCCAGCCGAUCAAUCAGCAUCCAAUCAUGAGCCACUCCACCGUCCGCACUUCUUACCGCCGCACUUUUGGUGCACCUUCCUACCCGGCCUACACCCCGCUCCCAUCCCGUUUGCCUGUGUCCGGAGGCCGCUACCUUAGCUCGGUAUCUCCUCCUGUGACCACCCGUUCAGUGGGCUACCGCAUGCGCUCCGCCACCCCCACCCCGGCCCCCCGUCUGUCCUACGACAAGGUGGACUUCUCUCUGGCCGAAGCCGUCAACCAGGAGUUCUUGGCCACGCGCAGCAAUGAGAAGCAGGAGCUGCAAGAGCUGAACGACCGCUUCGCCAGCUUCAUCGAGAAGGUGCGCUACCUGGAGCAGCAGAACGCUGGCCUCCAGCUGGAACUCAACCAGUACAAGGGCAAGCACCAACAGGGCCAACCCAACCGGGCCAGUGAGAUCUGCCAGCAGGAGAUGAGGGAGCUGCGCAGGCAGAUGGAGCUGAUCGGCAAGGAGCGGGACCAGGUCCAGGUGGAACGAGACAACUUAGCGGAAGAUCUGGCCUUGCUCAAGCAGAGGCUGGAUGAGGAGAGUCAGAAAAGACAGGAUGCCGAGAACCAACUGGUCCUGUUCCGAAAGGACGUUGAUGAUGCCACUCUGGCCCGCUUGGAGUUGGAGAGGAAGAUUGAGUCACUGAUGGACGAGAUAGAGUUCCUCAAGAAGGUACAUGAUGAGGAAAUCCAGGAUGUGCAGGUUAGCAUUGAGACCCAGCAGAUGAAGAUGGAGGUGGAGGCCACAGUUCGUCCGGACCUGACCUCAGCCCUGAGGGAUAUCAGGGCCCAAUAUGAAAGCAUUGCAACUAAGAACAUGCAGGAGUCUGAGGAGUGGUACAAGUCCAAGGUUGCUGACCUGACAGACUCUGCAAAGCGCAAUGCUGAUGCCUUGAGACAGUCCAAGCAUGAGACCAAUGAGUUCAGGAGGCAGAUCCAGGGUCUCAAUUGUGAGAUCGAUGCCCUCAAGAGCACGAAUGAGGCUCUGGUGAGGCAGAUGAGGGAAAUGGAGGACCAGUUUGGUGUGGACGCUGGCAACUACCAAGACAACAUCACUCGUUUGGAGGAAGAGAUCCGCCACCUGAAGGAAGAAAUGUCCCGUCACUUGAGGGAAUACCAGGACCUGCUUAAUGUCAAGAUGGCUCUAGACAUUGAGAUUGCUACCUAUAGGAAGUUGCUAGAAGGAGAGGAGAGCAGAAUUGUGGUUCCCAUGAUGAACAUAACAUCGAUGGGCAUGCGCAAUGGGGAAUUUGACCAGCCUGCUGAUGUUGGACAUAGCAAGAAAGUUGUGAUCAAAACCGUUGAGAUCCGUGAUGGAGAGGUGGUGAAGGAGUCAAGGAAGGAGAGAGAAACCCCCCGUGAUUCCAAGGACGCCCAUGAUCAACGAGAAUCUGACUGAGCUGAACAGAACAGGCUGUUAAUGAGCGUUUGUUCCAGGCUCAACAACCGAGGGUUCAAGAAUAGACAAGUCCGAAAGACAACAAACCCAUUAAAAGCUGCUUAUGCCUAUCUAUUACUCACUGUUGGUGAAAACAAAUUAUGUAAAAGUGUUAGGAAGAACAUUUCCAUUUAUCUUUACUCACUACUGUGAUCCUGAAUGGGGGAAGACUUUGCACGAAACGAUGUUGAACAUCGACAGUUUUAAUCAGCAAAUGUUACUACGCAAUGGUGCUAACAACACAGCCUAAUCAGCCUUAACCUCACAGCCCUGACACAAACCAUCAAAGACCCUUAAAAUAUAAUCCAACAUUGUGCUUUCUAAGAUAUACCUGUCAAUACAGUUCACAGUUGGCAGGAAACAAUGAUUUUUGACUAAAUAAAACCAACUAGGUCAUCUUUUAUACACCAACUGUGGCCUUUAUUUACAGCAAGAACAUUCUACCACAGUUCCCUUUGCGUCUGAAAUGCACAUUCUCACUACAUGAUCCAUGCAGAGAGAAAUGAAAUGUUUUCUCUUGUGGAUCCUGAGCUGGUCACUGCUUUUUUCCAGCACUAACUCUUCAGAUAAAGAUACUGCUGUAGGGGCUUUAAGAGACUC
This is a messenger RNA of Pygocentrus nattereri (red-bellied piranha), 2198 nucleotides long. It is a transcript of the gene prph, whose product is annotated as peripherin. Gene Ontology annotation, cellular component: axon; plasma membrane; type III intermediate filament. The transcript is spliced from 9 exons. Bases 159 to 1559 code for a protein of 466 amino acids. The record is from RefSeq and is a predicted model, not a curated record. NCBI's taxonomy places the organism in Eukaryota, Metazoa, Chordata, Actinopteri, Characiformes, Serrasalmidae. Gene Ontology annotation, molecular function: structural molecule activity.